Triplophysa dalaica is the source of this 2410-nucleotide messenger RNA. RefSeq names its product spermatogenesis associated 18 (gene spata18). Gene Ontology annotation, cellular component: mitochondrial outer membrane. The record is from RefSeq and is a predicted model, not a curated record. Gene Ontology annotation, biological process: mitophagy by internal vacuole formation; mitochondrial protein catabolic process. Bases 324 to 1802 code for a protein of 492 amino acids. NCBI's taxonomy places the organism in Eukaryota, Metazoa, Chordata, Actinopteri, Cypriniformes, Nemacheilidae. The transcript is spliced from 12 exons.
GCUUCACCUUCAGACACAUUCACACAUAGACUGUAGUAACAUAAUAUUGUCCGUGUUAAAAAAACAGGUUCCGUUUGUCCGUCCGAGCAUCCGCUCACUAAAUAAAGAACUAUAUUUCCUUAAGAUGAAAGGUGCAGAAAGCCAGCAUCGUUGCUACAACUAAAAGCGCGUCCAUAGUUUCAAUGAAGUACAAGGGAAGGUUUUGCGCGUAUGGUGGCCUUUUACAACCAGUAUAAAUACAAGGCGCGCACUCGCGCUGCUAGAUAAGUCCCGCAGCGGCACCGGGGCAUCCCGAAGCAGGAUUAAAGCAUUACAAACUAGCCAUGGCUGACAAUUUGCGAAGACUGGUGAACGCUUCCCCCUACAGUGUUUUGCAGGAUAAACUUGAAGCCUUGUACAAAGACUACCACGUGUUUUCUUGUGACCAGAAUCUGAACCGGUGCUGUGAGCUGGUGGAGCUCAACUCUAAAAUUCAGGGUCAAUUGUUCACCAUACUCAACCUUACAGCACAAGAGGGGGGACAUUAUGCAGGGAUUGACACUCUGAAGUCUCGUUUCUUACCGUGGCUUGGCUCCUGCUUCACUAUUCCAGCUUCCUCCAUCUCCACGGAUACCAGCCUCAGUCUCAUGCAGGAAUCUGCGGAGAAAGAGCGUAAGAUUCGUGAAAUGUCCUCUGCUCAUGAGAGUGACAUGCAGAAAAUAGAAGAUCAGCUGUGUUCUACACGUUUGGAGUUAAACUCAGUUAAGCAGGAACUGGCUGACAUUCAGAUUGAACUGGAUUCUACAAAGAAUAAAUCAGCAACCACACUUUUGGCCACAGAGGAUGAAAUACUACAUCUAAAGGCAGCAUUGCGAGCGGCUCAAGACCAGGUUUCUUCAUAUAAGAGAAAGUUGGAUGUUCUGGAUGACCACGAGAGGCAGGUCAGAAUCCUAAAAGAUGAGGUCUCUUUCCUCACAGCGGAGAAAUCUGUUCUGCAGGACAGACUGAUCAGGAGCCGUUCACCUAGUCCUCUUCCUCGCCGGAGUCGCUCGGUCAGCCCUGUGAGGGGCGAGUCUCCCACACGUGCCCAGCUCACCAGCUCCUCACGUCACGCCCGGCUGGUCUCUCGUUUCUCAGACCUGUAUGCCACUGAGAGGCUGGAGUCCCAGAGUCUCCUGCGCAGAUACAUUGACGACCUGGACACAGUCCAAGGGAUCAUUUUCAUUGCUGUUGUGGAAUCUUUCCAGGCUGCUAAACUGGCCUAUCGGCAGUUCAAGAUACGUGUGAAGAAGACACUUUCCUCCACACACAUUGGUCAUGAGAGUCUAGAGGAUGCAGUGGUGGAUUACAUUGUGAGAAAUCUGGACCUGUAUGACGUGCAAACCAGCGUUAAUGACAUCAUAAACGCGAUGAACGUAAACCCUCGUAUCUCCUUCCCUCCGGAGGUCGACUUUGUUCUGAUCAGCAGCUUUAUCAGGGAAGCGUGCCGAAUAGCUUUCGCCAUGCAGACUCUGGAUCCACCACUGGAUCUGGCCUUCAGCUCAGACGGAGAACUCUACAGCGAUGUGAAGUACAGACGCAGUUUUGAUUCAGAGUUCACAGCUCCUCUGGUGGCAUAUCACGUGUGGCCGGCGCUGGUGGAGGGAGAUACUGUCAUACUAAAAGGAGAGGCAGUCACCAAAAGAGGAGCGCUGUGGAGAAGCAGGAGUCGUAGCUCCAGUCCUGUUCGCUCCCAAUCUCGCUCAGGAAGCCCCACACGCACAUUUAUGGCCAGUCAUAGUCGCAGUCCCUCCCCUGGACGUCUCUCUAGUAGUCGACUGUAAACUCUAACACCUGACCUCAACACUCUUCACACUGGUUACAAGAUCAAAAAGAUUACAAAAAUGACUUGUUAAGGUGCUCUGUUCGUCUGUGUGAUUAUUGAACAAAUCAUUUAAGGUGCUAUACUUUCUGUUUGUUUUUGUAUUAAAUUCUUUAUGUUUUCAUAUAUUUAGACACUUGAUUUGGAUAUUUCCUCUAUAAUAGAAAUAGUGUUUAAAGAGAAAUUAUGUUGCCUGCAUAUCAGCACUUUUGUCAUUCGGAUAUGCCGCAGAAAUGAAACAAGUGACUGAUUUGUAUUCAAAUCUGUAUUUCUGUUAUUACUCUGAAUAUCAGUGCUGUGGGUCAAGUGAUUGAAUCUUCUUAAUCAUUAUAUCUUAGUAUUUUUAUUUCAUUAAAAGUUAUAACAACUAUUAAAAUAUAGACACUGAAAUAGAAUCUUCAUCACUUGGAGUAUAUUUUCCCAGUGUGAAGUGUUUGUGUAUUGUAUUCAUUGAUGUUUUUCAGAAAGCCAUCAGCCCUUUUUGUUCUUAAUAGUGGUGCUAAAAAAGUUUACUCCAUACUAAACUGUGUAUCUAUCUGCAAUGGGUAACACAGUCUAUACAAAACCUCA